AUCUUACUAUUAUUCAUAAAUUCAGAAUAAAUUGUCCAUUUUUUUGUGACAUUCAUUCCAUUUAUACACUUCGCAAUAAGAAAAAAAAGCACCUAAAUUGAAUUCCCCUUUAAGCCAUUUGACAUUUGUUUUAUACAAAGUAGCUCCUAUGUAGAGCACCACUUUAUCGCAUUGGCGCUGCAGGAUUUUGCUCGCUCUGGAUACACCUAUCAUCCUGCUGCUCCUCUGCCAGGUUCAGACGUGAUGCUAUUAUAGGAGAAGCUCAGGCUGAUACAGGGACCAGGCAGAGGGUGAUAGGGUAAAAAAGAGGAGGAGAGGGGAGGGGGUGCAGAGCAGGGAACCUCUGCAGAGUGGGAGGAGGGUGCUCCUCGAGGAAUCCCCAGAAUACCAGAAAGGGAGAGACAGAUCAUUACAUUGAGGAGGAAGGGGGAAGGAACAAAGGCAGUAAGACAAGAGACUGUGACAGGGAGCGUGACAACCACAGGAAGAUAUCAGGCAAGCAAGUCACUUGCACAUUAAGUUGUAGGAGGGUGCUGUCUGCUCCUCGAUUCCGCUCUUGCACCAUGAGCUUCCAGAGGCCACCCUUGGCUCUUGGGGAAGAUGCCAGCAUAAGAGGUUCCCCAAGAAAAGAGCAAGGCUUCCGGGGUUCUGCCAUCCUGCACCAGCAAAGACGUCUCAAACAAGCCACCCAGUUUGUGCACAAGGAUUCUGCAGAUCUGUUGCCUCUGGACCAACUGCGGAGACUUGGCACCUCCAAGGACCUGCAACCUCACAGUGUGAUCCAGAGGCGUCUCAUGGGAGGUAGCCCAGUUAAGGAAACCCGCGGAUUAGCUCAGGUCCCCAACCUGUGUGGUCAAGAGGCCCAAUCACCUAAGGUGGAGACAGGACCAUCCUUGCAGGAUGAAGAUCAAAGUCUUGUGCCAAAUCAGCUUCUGCCUACCAAAAAACCUGAGGAGAGGACAGUGGACGGCUGGAGAGGACAUGCCCUGCUUUUCCCCUGUAAGGUUGGUACCAUGGAAAUUUGUGCCAAGUUGUCCACUGAACGACAAGAAAACAUCAUGUCUAAAGCCUGCUUGAAAAGACUGGGGUUACAGACCACAAAUGGUCCUCAGGAGAAGAUUAUAGUGGACAUUGAACUUGGCGGAGUGGUGCUGACCAGCAAAGCCGUGAUUGUAGAUGACGACACCAUUGAGUUCUGUAUGGGAUUGGAGACACUGAUAUCAUUCAAGACCUGCAUUGACCUGGAGCAUGGUGUCCUAAAGACCCCAACCCAAGAGAUACCGUUCAUGAACGCCUCAGCUGAGAGAGCCACAACAGAGAAGAUGACUGAAACCAUAAGCAACAGUAGUGGGCAGUAGAUAGCCAUCUCCUGGUCAAAUGGAAGUACAGCUACAAGUUAAAGCAGAACUACUCUUAUCCUCACCUUGGAGAGAAGUGAAGAGAGGAACAGUGGGGCAUAAAUGAGGCUUUCCCGUGAUCUGCCCAUUCUUUCUGUUGUGUGAAAUACAGAGGCUAGGACCGAGCUA
Molecule: messenger RNA, 1526 nt
Organism: Bufo bufo (common toad)
Lineage: Eukaryota; Metazoa; Chordata; Amphibia; Anura; Bufonidae
Gene: NRIP2
Product: nuclear receptor interacting protein 2
Exons: 6
Coding region: 564-1358 (264 amino acids)
Source: RefSeq, a predicted model, not a curated record